Drosophila takahashii is the source of this 1565-nucleotide messenger RNA. RefSeq names its product cytochrome b5-related protein. The record is from RefSeq and is a predicted model, not a curated record. Lineage: Eukaryota; Metazoa; Arthropoda; Insecta; Diptera; Drosophilidae. Gene Ontology annotation, biological process: lipid metabolic process.
GUGUAAUACGAAGACAAAAGCCGAGCGACGCUCCAAAUAAAAGUUUAGUAGGCGCUACGUAAACAAACUCUGCGGUUUGUCUUCAUCCGAAGGGUGCACCGACCGACCGGUUCUUUCGAUCGAUUAACGAGCUGUGCAAAUAAUGGCGCCCAACGUUGAAGAGGAUGUGGCCUGGAAAGUAUCGGGAAUAUCGAGGACUUAUCCGAGCUACCGCCAACAUCGACCCAUUACAAGUGAAAGCUGGCUCGAGGGCAAGAAUGCCGAUGACGAGGCCGAAGGUCUUUGGCGCAUUAACGAUAAGCUCUAUGACUUGAGCGACUUUGCCGCUCGCCAUCCGGGCGGUGCCUCUUGGAUUGAGUGCACCAGAGGCACGGAUAUCACGGAACCCUUCGAAUCCCACCACAUCGAGGAGCGGGCUCGAGGAAUGCUGGGCAAAUUCGAAGUGCGACAGGCCUCGAAGCCAAGGAACUACAAGUUUACCCUCAAAGAAAAUGGUUUCUACAUGACCCUAAAGCGGAGAGUUCGUGAAAAGCUGAGAAAAAUCGAGUAUUCUCCGACGAGGAAAACAGAGUUUCUCCACUUGGCCAUCUUGGUGUCCGUCUUCAUCUUCAGCUGGGCAGGAACAAUUCUGGAUUCUCUGGUACUUCAGAGUGUGGCUGGCUUAGCCCUUUGCUGGGUGGCCACCUCUACUCACAAUUACUUUCAUCAGCGGGAUAAUUGGCGGAUGUAUACCUUUAAUCUGACUAUGAUGAACUUUCGGAACUGGCGGAUUUCGCAUGCCCUGUCACACCAUGUUUAUGCAAAUUCGCUGCACGAUCUGGAGAUGUCUAUGUUUGAGCCGUUCUUGUGCUGGAUUCCCGAUCGGCAUUAUGCCAGUAAAACGCAACGAUGGAUCUCUGUGAUUAUAUCUCCGGUGGUGUAUGUAGUCCUUUUCCAAGGACAGUUUAUCCUGCGUUUGGCUCUAUCGCUGACUAAGAGGAAUCUGUUGCACUGGGAUGAUCUUAUUGGUUUUACCCUACCGAUAUUUUUAUAUUUUUCCACUGGCGUUGGUCUGCUGGCCAGUCUAGCUAGCUGGCAAAUAAUCGUGGCAGUGGGAAGCUUUAUUUUUGGCCUAGUUGGUUUGACAGCAGCCCAUCAUGAUCCUCGCAUUCUACACGAUGGCGAUACGCAACGUAAGGACAUCGAUUGGGGUCUUUAUCAGGUGGAUACGAUCAUAGAUCGCGGAGAUAUCAAGUGGUCGGACCUCUUGGUGCUCACUCACUUUGGAGAACACGCCCUGCACCAUCUAUUUCCCACACUCGAUCAUGGAGUGCUCAAGCAGCUCUAUCCAGAGUUAAGGAAAACAAUGAAAGAGUUUGACGUGGAACUGCGGGAGAUCAAUCAUUGGGGUCACAUCAAGGGACAAAAUCAGCAAUUGCUGAGGACCAAAAAGAAUUCCCUUCCACCGGGUAGUAAGAAAGUGAAGUAGAGUGGGCAUACUGGUAUUAUAUUUAUGGUAAAUGGGGAGGGAAAUGGUUGUUUUGUAAAUACAUAAGUAAAAGCUGAGGAUUUUGGGGUAAGAAUAA